Messenger RNA from Sparassis crispa, 756 nucleotides. RefSeq lists its product as hypothetical. The transcript is spliced from 7 exons. Gene Ontology annotation, molecular function: phosphatase activity. The record is from RefSeq and is a predicted model, not a curated record. Bases 1 to 756 code for a protein of 251 amino acids. NCBI's taxonomy places the organism in Eukaryota, Fungi, Basidiomycota, Agaricomycetes, Polyporales, Sparassidaceae.
AUGGCUACCUCCAUCCAAAGACAACUGGUUGUGUUCGACUUCGACUGGUCUCUGGCAGAUCAGGAUUCGGACCGAUGGGUCUUCGAAGUCCUCGCCCCGGAGUUGCGCAGGAAAAUGAAGACACUGAAGCUCGACAUGCAGUGGACUGAUAUCGUCGCGCUACUCUUGCACGAGUUGCAUGACAAGGGGGGCUCCAGGGAUGAUAUUGAGGGUGCUCUGAGAAAGAUGCCUUUCCACCCAGCAAUGAUCCGUGGGGUGCAGGCCCUAAAAGCCAAGUCCAACCCAAGCACCCACUUUCUCUGCCUGUCCAACGCGAACAUCGUGUUCAUCUCCACCAUUCUCAAGGAUAAGGGCUUAGAUUCCCUCUUCGACGAGGUCGUCACUAAUCCUGCCGAAUGGGACGCGUCAGGCCUCCUCAAGCUCCGGAGAAAAAUUGACCCUGCCGGUCCCCAGCACCAGUGUGCGGUGGGCUGCAGCCCCAACAUGUGUAAAGGCGAGGAACUCGAAGCUUUCCUGGCACGACACCGCCCCGACUUCGACCGGGUCAUCUACGUCGGAGAUGGCUCAAACGACUUUUGUCCAAUCUUACGUCUCAGAAGCCAAGAUAUGGUGCUCUGCAGGCGGCACCGCGGUCUCCACAAGCUGAUUACAGCCUACGAAGGCGACGAGACGUUCGCGGACGAUAGGCGUGUCAAGGCAGAGGUCCGAUAUUGGACCGGCGCUUGGGAAGUGGAGGAGAUUUUCGGAAGCCUCUGA